AUGAGUUUCUUGGGUUAUGGUGUGGUUCUUGUGGGGUUCUUGGUGGUUCUGGGAGAGGGGAGGCGUUUGAACACGGUGGCACCGCCCCCCGAGGGGGAGAGGUUCAUCACCUGGGAUGAUCUGAAACUGGGUAGUGAUGGGUUUGGUUUGGAUUUGGAGGUGGUGAUGAGGGAAGAUGGGAAUGGGAGUAGGAUUAUAGUGGUUGAUCAGAAUGGGAAAGGGGAUGUUAGUACAGUUCAGGGUGCUGUUGAUAUGGUGCCAGAACAUAAUUCUCAGAGAAUCAAGAUUUGCAUUCUUCCUGGGAUUUACAGAGAAAAAGUGCAUGUUCCGGCUUCAAAACCAUACAUCUCCUUCAUCGGAGACUUAGAUGACCCCUCAAAAACCGUUAUCUCAUGGCACGACAAGGCCUCCGACAGCUAUGGAAAUGGGACAGAGUUAGGGACUUCAAGAACAGCCACUGUCCAAGUAUUUGCUAGUUACUUCUGUGCAACAGGGAUCACAGUCGAGAAUACAGUGGUUGCAGUGCCUGGAGGGGAAGGGAUGCAGGCGGUUGCGAUGAACAUAAAUGGGGAUAGAGCAGUGUUCUAUAAAUGCAGGUUUUUGGGAUCACAAGAUACACUUCUGGACGAUAUCGGGGUGCAUUAUUUUUACCAGUGUUACAUUGAAGGAAUGAUUGAUUUCAUCUGCGGCAAUGCCAGAUCACUCUAUCAGGAUUGUGUUAUCAAUUCAGUAGGGUCAGGAGCCAUUGCAGCCCAGCACAGGAACUCACCAAGUGAGAACACAGGAUACUCAUUUGUGAACUGCAAAAUCACUGGAAAUGGGAGGACUCUACUGGGGAGAGCCUGGGGGGAGUUUUCUCGAGUGGUUUAUGCCAAGUGUGACAUUGAUGGAGUUAUUCUGCCUUGUGGAUGGGGAGAUUGGAACAUACCGUCGCGACAGAGGAACUCUGUAUUUGCAGAAUACCAGAACAGAGGUCCAGGGGCAAAUAGAGAUGGCAGGGUGCCAUGGAUGAAGAGCUUGAGUGAUACAGAAGCAAGGCAAUACAUGGAUACAGCCUUCAUAGAGGGAGAGCAAUGGCUGAGAUUAUAG
Messenger RNA from Ipomoea triloba (trilobed morning glory), 1089 nucleotides. Its product is annotated as pectinesterase QRT1-like. Gene Ontology annotation, biological process: cell wall modification. The transcript has 5 exons. The record is from RefSeq and is a predicted model, not a curated record. Gene Ontology annotation, molecular function: pectinesterase activity. The coding region runs from base 1 to 1089 and encodes 362 amino acids. NCBI's taxonomy places the organism in Eukaryota, Viridiplantae, Streptophyta, Magnoliopsida, Solanales, Convolvulaceae.